AUGGCAACCUUUUUCGAGGAGAUGUGGAACUCUAUUUUCACCCCGGGCACCACGCCCACCCUUCUGCUUGCGACCAACGUCACCUUUGCCGCCUUGCAGGUGGUCCUGUUUGGCCUACUCCUUGCGACAUACAGCAUCCACUUUGUGAUCUUGUCAUUCAUCAGUGGAGGACUGUGGGGUGCCAUCAACUGGUUUGCGACCGAGCUGAAGAAGGAGCAGGCCAAGGAAGCUGAGAGAAAGGCGCAAGAAGAGGCAAUGGCAAGACAGAAUGCUGAUGACAGUGACGACACAGAGGUGGAGCCGGUACAAUCCAAGUCAAAGCCAUCAAUCGCUCCCGUCACGGCCAGCAAAGAGGUGGAAGUGAUUGAGCCGCAAGGCGAGCUGAAGCAAAGACUGGAUGCUGCGCCUGGCUACAAGUCGGGCGUGAGCACCGAGGAUGAAUGGGAGAAGGUUUCCGAGAACGAGAUGGACAAGGACAAAUGA
Molecule: messenger RNA, 483 nt
Organism: Pestalotiopsis fici W106-1
Lineage: Eukaryota; Fungi; Ascomycota; Sordariomycetes; Amphisphaeriales; Sporocadaceae
Exons: 1
Coding region: 1-483 (160 amino acids)
Biological process (GO): vacuolar proton-transporting V-type ATPase complex assembly
Cellular component (GO): endoplasmic reticulum membrane
Source: RefSeq, a predicted model, not a curated record